Molecule: messenger RNA, 2465 nt
Organism: Mobula hypostoma (lesser devil ray)
Lineage: Eukaryota; Metazoa; Chordata; Chondrichthyes; Myliobatiformes; Myliobatidae
Product: zyxin-like
Exons: 10
Coding region: 380-1927 (515 amino acids)
Biological process (GO): transforming growth factor beta receptor signaling pathway; integrin-mediated signaling pathway
Cellular component (GO): cytoplasm; stress fiber; focal adhesion
Source: RefSeq, a predicted model, not a curated record
AGGAGAGGAAGUCAGAGUCCGCUCCUCCCUCCCUCCCUCUCCCUGUCUCUCUCACUGUCUCCCCACCCCCUCGGGGAGUGAGGUGCCCAGACAGACGCUGGGUGAGUCAGGCCUCCUGCCCGUCGUUAGCGCUUUUCCUUUUUAGGAAGUUCGGCCGGAGGGGGCCGGCGGUGGGCGGACGUCCCGGAUUCUCCCGGCCUGAUAUCACCCGGAGACCGCGGGAGGGAGGCACCGCAGACACAGACAAAGGGCCGGGACGGGACGGGACGCUCCGGGACGGCCAGGGAUCGGCGGGGCGACCGGCGGCCGGAGACGAGACGAGACCAGAGGGUCCGGAACCGGGAUCGAGGACUGCGGAAGCCCGGGAGGGGGGCGUGAAAUGUCGGCCCCCGGCGAGGGGGGCCAGCCCCGGGCGGCCACCGGGGUGAAGUUCAGCCUGGCGGCCCCCAGCUCCUUCACCCCCCAGCGCAAGUAUGGCCCCGUGGUGGCCCCCAAGCCCAAGGUCAACCCGUACCGGGUCGCCGGGGCCCAGCCCGAGGGCCCCGUUGCCGUGGAGACCCGGGUCCCCGGCGCCAACACGGGGCAGCCGCGGACGGCCAAGGUGGACGUCAGCUUGUCCGUGGCCCUGCCACCCCCUCCCCCUCCGGAGGACGAGGCCCUCCCCGCCCCCUGUGACCUGCCCCCGCCCUCCCCCCCUCCUCCUCCCCCGCCCCCUCCGCCCUUCGAGGAGUCCUUCCCCGCCCCGCCCCUCGAGGAUGCCUUCCCCUCGCCCCCGUCACCCAUGGUGGAGGAGACGCUGUCGCCCGGGGAGAAGACGGCCUCCACGGCCCAGGGGAGCGUGCUGCCCAGCGUGGAGAGCACCCUGGAGAGUGAGAUCGACACCCUCACGAACCUCCUCAACGACAUGGAGAGGAACGACCCUCGCAGGCCAAGGGCCGAGGUACCUGCACCCCCGACCAGCACCCAGACCGGAUCGACCCUGGGGAAGCCUCCUCCUUCGGUAACGACCCUUCACUCGGGUGCAUCCCAUCGGGUGCCCGGAGCCAAGUUCAACACCAGGGCCCAGGGGUUCCCGCCUGCCACUGCCCCCAAACCUCAGGCACCCCUCCCCAAGGCACAGGUCUGUCCAAAAGCCCCCACACCCGUCGUCCGAGAGCAAGAGAGAGCACGUGAGGUAUCCCAGACGCCGAGGAAGAGGGAAACCAUUGAGCCCCCCCGUCCGGCCGUGGGCGUGCAAGGGGCCUCACCCCUCAGCUACAAGGAUGUGCAAGAGCUGGAGACUCUGGCCCAGGACCUGAUCCGCGAAAUGGACAAGCACCCCGAGGUGAAGACGGGGGCUGCCGAGCUCUGCGGCCAGUGCGGGAGGGAGCUGUCGCGCAGCCAGGCGGCCGUGAAGGCCAUGGGCCGGCUGUUCCACGUGGAGUGCUUCACCUGCUCGCAGUGCCGGGCCCAGCUGCAGGGCCGCCAGUUCUACGAGGUGGAGGGCAGGCCGCUGUGUGAGAGCUGCCACCAGGAGACUCUGGAGAAGUGCAGCGCCUGCGGGCAGCCAAUCCACGAGAAGAUGCUGCGCGCCACGGGGAAGGCCUUCCACCCGGAGUGCUUCACCUGUGGCGACUGUGGCCAGCGGCUGGAGGGGCGGCCCUUCCUCGUGGACCCCGAGGGGAAAGUCUACUGUGUGGAGGAUUACCACCGGAGAUUUGCCCCCCGCUGCAGUGUCUGUCAGCAGCCCAUCAUCCCUGAGGAGGGGAGGGAGGAGACGGUGAGGAUCGUCGCCCUCGAGAGGAACUUCCACCUCAACUGCUACCGCUGUGAGGACUGUGGGACACAGCUUUCGACGGAGGCGGACGAGAAGGGUUGCUACCCGCUGGACAGCCACGUCCUCUGUAUCGCCUGCCACACCGCCCGUCUGCAGAAGUCCAGGCCGUGACCGGCCCAGCUGGGGGCGGGAGCGCAGGGGCCGGGGGGCAACGGAUCGCCCAGCGCCGAACUCCACGCUGCCCGCGCCUCUCUGCUCUUCCUGUUCCGGACCACCCCUCAUCCCCCCCUUCCCAACCCAUCACCCCUCUGUGUCCUCUCUGUGCCUCCCUCCCCCCUCUCCUUCCCUCCCUCCCCUCUCUCUGUUACCCUUACCUCUCAACCCCUCUCUCUCCUCGAUAUCUCUCUCUCUCUUCUUUUUCUUGCGUUUCCUUUAUCUGUCCCCCCCUCUCUCUCUCUCCCUCCCUCCCUCCCUCUCUUCCCCUCUCCCCCUCUCACUCGUGCUCUCUCCUCUCCCCACCCUCCCUGUAUCCCUCUCCUUCAACCCCUUUCCUCUCUUUACGGGCCCCCCCCCACACUCUCUCUGUCUCACCUCCUACCCUCCCCUCCCCAUCUCAAACCCCCACCCCCCCCGAUACCCGGCCCCACAAAUUCACGUUUGCAAAAUAUGCUUUUUGUUUUGUAAGAAUUCACGAAACGAUAACAUUGGU